Molecule: messenger RNA, 2987 nt
Organism: Lotus japonicus
Lineage: Eukaryota; Viridiplantae; Streptophyta; Magnoliopsida; Fabales; Fabaceae
Product: protein FAR1-RELATED SEQUENCE 5-like
Exons: 3
Coding region: 115-2643 (842 amino acids)
Biological process (GO): regulation of DNA-templated transcription
Molecular function (GO): zinc ion binding
Source: RefSeq, a predicted model, not a curated record
UCAAUCUCGUAUAGCCAUUAGGGUUCAGUAUUAUUCUCCCACGAGCUUUGACACAAACUCUCUCCUCCGACAUCGGAAUCCAUUUGUUGUUGUAGUUUUGAGGGGUUUGUGAAGAUGGCUGCUGAAACUGAAGAGUCUCGGUGUAUCAGUCCUAACGAUGCAACCUCUGGGUCUCAAACCUUGGCAUUUGAUGAAAUUCCCAUUGGAGUUGAACAAAUGGAUGAGAACUCAGACCUUAGUUUAACGGAGCAGGAGGUUGAACAACAAGAGGAAGUCUACAGAGAAGACGAGGAAGAGGAAGAGCCCAGUGAAGAUGAACAUCCCGUCCAAGAAGAAGAAGAGCCCAUCGAAGAACAAGGAAAUGAAGAGCCCAUCGAUGAAGAAGAAGAAGAAGAAGAAGAGCCCAUCGAAGAACAAGAAGAAGAAGACAGUCCAGUGGAGACUCCACAUGCUAGCAAUGAGGUAAUUGAAAUUGCGAUUAACGGUAUGGAGGACAUGGGUAUGGUUAAUUUCCACACAUUAGAAGCGAAGGAUGCUAUUAAUUAUAAUUUCCCAGAUCGUGAAACUGCAUUCUUGUUCUACAGCUGGUAUGGUAGAUUACAUGAAUUUGCUUGCCGUAAGUGUAGGUUGGUCAGAAACAAGGCUGGAGAAGUUGUCCAACAAACAUUUGUAUGCUACCGCGAAGGGAAGAAGAAAGAUUCAUUUGGGUGUGAAAAAAAGCGGAAGCGCGAACCCAAAAACGACACAAGGUGUGGAUGUCGUGCUCACUUUAUGGUACACAUUGAUUGGGGGAACAAUCGCUGGUAUGUCAAGUCCAUUUUGGAUGCACACAAUCAUGUGAUGGUAGAGGAUAGUUUGAUUGGGUUGGUUUAUACAUAUAGGAAGAUGAAUGAAGCUGACAUUAUGCACAUGAACGACCUGAGAAAAAGUGGUGUAAGCACUUCACUUGCAUAUGGUAUAUUUGCCAAUCAAAUGGGCGGUUACUGCAAUGUUGACUUUAACAAGCAUGACAUGCAGAAUCAAAUUGACAAGCAGAGACGAGCUCAAGUUAUUGAUGCAAAAGGUGUUUUGGCCUUCUUUCGAGGUUUGAAAGAAACUAAUGAAGACAUGUAUUGGAAGCAUACAAGUGGUGAGGAUGGUAGGUUAGACAAAUUGUUCUGGUGUGAUGGUUGCAGCCAGAGGAAUUAUUUAGUUUUUGGUGAUGUAUUGGCGUUUGAUGCAACCUACAAGAAGAAUAAAUACAAACGUCCAUUGGUUGUUUUCUCGGGUGUUAAUCAUCACAACCAAACUAUUGUUUUUGCUGCUGCUCUGGUGUCUAAUGAGAAAGUGGAAACCUAUAUUUGGUUGCUAGAACAAUUUUUAGAUGUUAUGAAGGGCAAAGCUCCAAUAUCAGUCAUGACUGAUGGUGAUUUAGCAAUGAAGAAUGCGAUAAGAAAAGUAUUUCCGAGGGCACACCACAGGCUUUGUGCGUGGCACCUAUUGCGGAAUGCCACUAGCAAUGUUUCCAACCCAAAUUUCACUUCAAUGUUGAGAACGUGCAUGAUAGGGGACCUAGAAAUCGGAGAUUUUGAGGCAAAGUGGGCAAAAAUGGUUGAAGAAUGUGGCGUUGAAGAUAACGACUGGGUCAGAGACUUGUAUGAGAUGAGAAAUAUGUGGGCUACUGCGCAUAUGCGUGGAGAAUUCUUCGGAGGCUAUAGGACCACCUCCCGAGUGGAGGGGUUACAUGCCCAAAUUGGCAAGUUCAUUGAUGUUUGGAACAACCUCACAGAUUUCAUGCACAACUUUUUCCGCUUUUUGAGUUAUCAAAGAUUUAGGGAGCUUGAAGCUGAUUUGGCCUCCCUUCAUGGUGAUCAAGUAUUAUUGACCCAACUACGCUCCCUUGAAAGGUCAGCUUCCAAUAUUUAUACUAAAAGUAUGUUCAAAAAUUUUCGCCGUGGCCUUCAACGUUCAUUGAUGUUGAGGGUUAAUGUCUACAAGGAGACAUCAACUUGCAUCAUCUACUUUGUGUCAAAGUAUCGUUGGUAUGGUAAGAAAUGGCAUGUUUCUCUAUGGACGUCAAAUAUGGAUUUGAACUGCUCUUGUAUGAGGAUGGAAUCAUUUGGUAUUCCAUGUGAUCACAUUCUUGCAGUGAUUGUUUUUCUUGACAUGGACGAAGUCCCAAAGUAUGUAGUGCUGGAAAGGUGGACAAAAAUUGCCAAAGAAUCUUUAGAUGGGUUCAAAAGGGGAGAUGGAAGUCCAUGGGAUCCUAUGAUGGAUUGUAGAUUGGCUGCAUUGAGAGAAAGUUGUAGACGCAUGUGCAAGGUGGCGUGUGUCACUCCUGAGUUCUUCACAGAGACACAUACGCUUGUGAUUAGUCAAGCAGAAAAACUUGAAAAGGCUGGAAAACUGAACAAGGAUUGCCCUGCCGAGAAUGGUGGGGAAAGAUAUUUACGUAACCCAACUUUGCCUGCAGCAAAUGAAAACAGGGCAAGAAGAUCCCAAGGAAGAGGAACACCAAAGCGUACUACUCACUGUGGUAUUUGCGGUGGAGCAGGCCAUAAUAGAAAAACUUGUGUGGUUGUUACACAAGGUAGUCAAGUUGUUGAGACCUUGGAAGAAAGUACUGAAGAGGUUGCUGCAGUGACUUUGGGAGAUGAAGUCUGAUUCCACAAUGUUGGUUCAAAUACAGAUUUGGAGAACGGCUUCCAUCGACUUGGAUAUCUUGUUGUUUACUUCAAGUAUUUCGUGUAACAGUUAUUGGGGAACAUAUCAUAUAUGUUGGUUAUGUGGAAUGGUUAUGUUGUUGUUUGUUGAGUAGUUUCUCUGUUGAGAAAUGGAACUCUAUUAUAUUAUUAUUAAUUUUGUGGUGGUUGUUCUAUUCUCAAAUAUUUGCUGUUUGAGAUGUUUGUCCAUUUUUGCUUAGUACAUGUGUAACUCCAUUGUGAGUCUUGGCUCAAACCUGUUUUAUAUCUAUCAUGGAGCAAUGGAACUCUCUUUUCUUGUGUUAA